Molecule: messenger RNA, 864 nt
Organism: Entrophospora candida
Lineage: Eukaryota; Fungi; Glomeromycota; Glomeromycetes; Entrophosporales; Entrophosporaceae
Source: the annotation of a GenBank genome assembly
AUGACAUCAUCAUCCUAUAAUUUCACAAUUAUUGAUUCAAGCAUAGCAGCAAUGAUUUCAAGAAUCAUCACACAUCCACUUGACACUAUUAGGGUGCGUCUUCAAACUUCUACAGCAGUGAAUUCUAAUAUUAAUAAUUUUGUUGUUUCUGCUGCCAAAAUUAAUGUUAGAACGUCAUAUUUUCGUAAUUUGUACAAAUAUUCUAUUAGACGCUCGCCUCUAAUUAUGCUGAUUCGUAACACAUCAUUAAUGGAUUAUUAUAAUGGAUUAUUGGUAGCAACAUUGCUAGGCGUGCCAGCUUCAUCAACAUAUUUAUACAUAUAUGACAAAUCAAAAUAUUAUAUAUCAGACAAUUUUGGAAUAAGAGAUGACAAGAUGAUAAAUCAUAUGAUUAGUGGAACUAUAGCAGAGAUAGUUAGUGGGGCUUUUUGGACGCCAAUGGAAGUUUUAAAAAGUAAACUGCAAAUUCAAGAUUCAACAAGUGGAAGCAAUACAUUAUCAAUGAUAAAAAGAAUAGUUAGAAUAGAUGGAGUUUUAGGAUUUUUUCGUGGAUAUUGGAUGUCAUUAUAUGUUUAUGUACCACAUACGAUUUUAUAUUUUACAACUUAUGAGAAACUUAAACAAAUUAAUUUUCUAAACAAAAACAAAAACAAAAACAAUACUAGCGAUGUGGUCAAGACAAGAUGGCAGACCACAUUUUCUAAUCAACAAUCAAUCAAAUCACCCAUUGAUAUUAUUAAAUCAAUGUAUAUUAAUGAGGGUGGAUUGAUUGCAUUUACUAAAGGAAUGGGUGCAAGAGUUCUAUGGAUGAUACCAAGUAGUUCUAUUAGUAUGACAAGAGCAACAGUGAAAGGUUUACUUUAG